AUGAGUAGAACAAUUGGAUCAGACAGUGACGAGACUUUGACGAUACGAGAUGCGAGAGGAAAUGGAUCCAACUAUGGAGCGGUUGCAGACACCAACGACGAUGUGGAAGCGGGACCUCUUGCCAAGACCUCGGAACCUACACCACUGGAUAUGAGCCAGAUACUACUCUUGUGCAUGGCAAGGAUAUCCGAGCCUCUCACCUUUUGCAUUCUCUUCCCGUUUGUACAACAAAUGAUCGUCGACACUGGGGAAGUUUCAGUAGAAAACGUUGGUUAUAGUGUUGGACUUAUCGAGGUUUCAUUUUCCAUUACACAGAGUCUUUCCUUGUUAUAUUGGGCUCGAGCGGCGGACAGAUUUGGUCGUAAACCAGUCCUAAUCGCAUCCCUCUUCGGAGCUUUGGCAUCGACAGCUCUUUUUGGUUUCUGCAAACAUGUAUGGCAAAUGUACGCCUGUAGAUUUUUAGCGGGAGUGUUUGGAGGGAAUGCUAUGGUGAUAAGAACCUUGUUCACUGAGAAUUGCGAUUUUUCAAAUCAAGCUACGGCAUUCGCAUAUUUCGCUUUUGCCGCGAACAUGGGAGCUGUUAUCGGUCCAUCCUUAGGAGGCUUUUUCGCUGAACCAGCGAAACAGUGGCCCAACGUGUUUGGCAGAUGGUCGUUAUUCGUUCAUUAUCCAUACGCUUUGCCUUGUCUGAUCUGCGCUGUCUACAUUUUGUUCUCGAUGAUUUUAUGCGCCGUAUGGCUGAAAGAAACUCGACCAGAAGAAUGUAAUAAUCCUUUACCCGUACGAUCAAUCCUGACACGAAAGAUGGUUGGCAUGCUCGGCGUGUACGGAUGGGGAGUAACCGUAGUCUUCUGCAUAGGAGCUCUGUUCCCCUUAUACCUGUUCACCCCUAUCCCCAUCGGUGGUCAGAGUAAAACGCCACCUCAAAUCGCAUCUUUAGGCGCUGCAAAUGGAUUGUUCCAGGGACUAUGGUUGUUGAUUGCAUUGCCAAGAUUUGACAGAUGGUUAGGUACGAAGAAAACGUUUAUCAUCGUUUCCUCGGUCUUUCCACUGUUUAUGCUUCUUCCAGCUAUGGCGAAUGCUUUUGCUCGAACGGAUCAUUUGCUGCUCUCACAGCUUACUCUUGGGGCUUAUGUUAUCUUUGGUUCUGCUGGAAACAUGACUUUCACAUCUGUUCAGUUGUUACUUAACUCUUGCGCACCUCCAGCUGCGAUCGCGACGGUCAACGGUAUUGCUGUGGCCAUUUGCGGGAUCGUGAAGAGUAUUUUCCCGGCAUUAAUAAACAGUGUAUUCGCUAUUUCAGUAUCCAAGCAAAUAUUGAAAGGAUAUCUCGCUUGGGUGCUAUUGGCGGUGAUGGGUGUAGGCACUUUUGUUUGUGCUCUGUAUGCCCCGGAAGCUUCGGAUGACACAAAAAGCGUGUCAAAGAAUAAGGCGAGGGUUCUGGAAGCUGAAGGGGAAGAGGUCAUGGAAAGCGGUCGUUUCUAG
Molecule: messenger RNA, 1485 nt
Organism: Kwoniella shivajii
Lineage: Eukaryota; Fungi; Basidiomycota; Tremellomycetes; Tremellales; Cryptococcaceae
Exons: 7
Coding region: 1-1485 (494 amino acids)
Biological process (GO): transmembrane transport
Molecular function (GO): transmembrane transporter activity
Source: RefSeq, a predicted model, not a curated record